Molecule: messenger RNA, 2193 nt
Organism: Symphalangus syndactylus (siamang)
Lineage: Eukaryota; Metazoa; Chordata; Mammalia; Primates; Hylobatidae
Gene: NPC2
Product: NPC intracellular cholesterol transporter 2
Biological process (GO): cholesterol efflux; intracellular cholesterol transport
Molecular function (GO): cholesterol binding
Source: RefSeq, a predicted model, not a curated record
AGUCGGGGCGGGGCGGAGGUUUGUCUUGUGACCGCGGGCUGCCGCUGCUUCUUUCUCGAGCUUGGAACUUCGUUAGCCGCGAUGCGUUUCCUGGCCGCUACAUUCCUGCUCCUGGCGCUCAGCACCGCUGCCCAGGCCGAACCGGUGCAGUUCAAGGACUGCGGUUCUGUGGAUGGAGUUAUAAAGGAAGUGAAUGUGAGCCCAUGCCCCACCCAGCCCUGCCAACUGAGCAAAGGACAGUCUUACAGCGUCAAUGUCACCUUCACCAGCAAUAUUCAGUCUAAAAGCAGCAAGGCCGUGGUGCAUGGCAUCCUGAUGGGCGUCCCAGUUCCCUUUCCCAUUCCUGAGCCUGAUGGUUGUAAGAGUGGAAUUAACUGCCCCAUCCAAAAAGACAAGACCUAUAGCUACCUGAAUAAACUACCAGUGAAAAGCGAAUAUCCCUCUAUAAAACUGGUGGUGGAGUGGCAACUUCAGGAUGACAAAAACCAAAGCCUCUUCUGCUGGGAAAUCCCAGUACAGAUCGUGUUCCCCUGCCUGUUCUCUGCUCUCUGCCCAAUGCUAGCCACAGAGCACAGGUGUUUGCAGUGGCAAAUGGAGACUAAGAGCCUGAGAUUCUGGAGCGGACGUGGCAUGUCAGUGCGGCUCCCCUCACCUGCAGGGGCUUGGAGAAGGACGGCUCCCUUCUAGCAGGCCCUCCUCCACAAAUCAUAUGUCCCAGAUAAGCAGCCAGCAGGCAGAAAGAUCAACUUAGCUCUGACUUCCAGUGGGUAAGGCCAAGAAGGAGCCUGGCAGACAAAUGGAUGGCUGCUGGCCUUGAACAUGGCAGAGCUGCUGGGUGUGCCAGAUCAAAAAGCAGAGAGCAGGCCAGCAGCAGCAGACUGUUCUCAGCGCUGGAGAAAUGCAUUGCUCUGCCCACUACACCCUCAACCACCCAUAUGCCUCUGCCACAAAGGGGGAGUACUGCAAAUGGAUCAACAUAGGAAAGAUGAGGUUUGAUGGAGAUUCUCAGUGUACGCACACAAUGGUUGUAAGAUUCUUUUCUGUUUUGCAAUCAAAGUAACUCUCACAUUAGUGUUUAGUGGUAAGAUGAUUUUUUUACUAAAACAAAGAGAAAACAUCCCAGAAGCUCUUCCAUUAACCACUGUUAAUGUGUAAUGUACGAAUUGAAGGGAUUGGACUAAUCACUAAAGCCUCUGUCAGGACUAACAGCUUAUGAUGCAUUGAGACGCUGAAAGGAAGUUGAAGAACCACUGGCAAAUGGACACAGACGAAUCGCUUUCUAGUUACUCAUAUUGUGAGGGCGGGGAAAAUCUCCAAACUCCAGAGAGGCUUAGGAUGGAGACUAAGGCCAAGACAUUUGCUUUAGAGACCAUUUCAGAUAUGUUUGGCCCAGGAGACUUUCACUUGGUUCUCCAGAAUUCUGAGAUGUGUGAUGCUGAUUUUUUUUCUCCUAGUCUUGCCUUUUUCCUGCCUGGAAUUGUUAGUCUCAGACCCUCCCAGGAGCUUCAGAGUCUAAGAGCCUGACACCAGAGAAAGAGAGAGAGAGAUGCCACUAGAACUUGGACUGCUCCACAGGACAAUUGAGCACUGCCCCAGAAUCUGUGGGGAGGUUUUCACUUUUGGAAGCAGUAGUUGUUUACAGAUUUCUGUAACAUUUAAAAUGUUAAAUACAAGCUGAGUUUAUAUCUCACCUCCAACUUUUUCCAGCUGCUUGACUUUGGAUGAGUUCCUUAACCUCCUAGGGCCUUAAUUUCCUCAGCUGUAAAAUAGGAUGAUAAGAAUAUACCCACCUCAGGUGGUUCUAAUGAUGACAUAAGGUGGGGGAUGCAAAGUGCUCAGUGCAGUACCUGAUGCAUAAUAAGUAUCUGAGAAAGGUCGUUAGUAUUAUUAUUAUCAUCCUAGAUAAAAAAGGAAGGUUGCAGCCAUGGAAACUGCUCAGUGGCCUAGAAUCAUAGGCAUUUACCAUGCAUUUGUCUUCCAAAUUUAAUUCCAGGUGCCUUUCAAGACUGAUGGCCUCUCUGAUGCCACCCUCUGGUUUGCCUUCAUUAAGCCAGAUUCUAACCCUCUCUUUUUAAGACACUUAACCACAUUCUUUUUCAUGUAUGAUUUUUAUGUGUCCGCUUACCUUCCUACUAGACUGUAAACAUCUUGAGAAUAGAGACUACCCUUUCAUCUUUCAAUAAAUGCCUAGAA